Molecule: messenger RNA, 459 nt
Organism: Cooperia oncophora
Lineage: Eukaryota; Metazoa; Nematoda; Chromadorea; Rhabditida; Trichostrongylidae
Source: the annotation of a GenBank genome assembly
AUGAGCAAUGAGGUGGAUAGAGCUGUGCGUGUAAUGGAACAGUUGCCUAGUAGGGUUAGUGAGGAACUUGAGGAGGCGAGAAUAGCCAGUAAGUAUAGAGAAAAGUUAUUCCAUGUUAUUGGAAGGGAAGUUGUGAAAGCAUGUGAAGCGCUGGAAGAACUGAGGAGGAAGACAAACAUCAGGGAAGUCCGCACAGUGCUGGGGGAAGUGCAGCGCAGGCGAGAAGAGCGCCCAGCACAGAAGAGGAGAAAAUGGAAACGGACGUGGCCAAUGUAUGAUUAUGAGAUGGUAACAGAAAAUCCAGAAAACAAGGGAAUCGAGACCAACUGCCACGAGGACUGGAGCACCCUGCGCACCGCUCUGGAGACUGCGUUCGGUACCAUUGGAAGGAGUACAGUAGCGGAUCAAGGUCAGAACUCAGAUUACGAUUAUGGCACUAGUACAGGCCAAUGCAUGUAG